UGUGUCUGCUUGCAGCGGCUCCCCUUCGUUGCCUAGACCAAAAGAAAGCCGGGACGUGACGGAGCCGGGGGUUUUGAUUGCUGGAGGCCCGCUAACCAUUAGAAACACCGCUUCUUCUUCUCUGAAGACACUAACGCGAUCUGUCUUCACUCCUCGUGCUUUAUUCCCCAUCCUAGAACUAAUAUCACUAACAUGUCCUGGCAAAGCUACGUGGACAACCUGAUGGCUGAUGGCAGCUGCCAGGACGCGGCCAUUAUGGGCUACACGGACGCCAAAUAUGUCUGGGCAGCGAGUGCAGGCGGCACCUUUAACAGCAUAACGCCGGCUGAAAUCGAUGUGUUAGUAGGAAAGGACCGAGAGGGUUUCUUCACCAGUGGGCUGACCUUAGGUGGUAAAAAGUGCUCAGUAAUCAGAGACAGCCUGCAAAUUGAAAACGACUGGACAAUGGACAUCCGGACAAAGAGUCAAGGAGGGGAGCCAACAUACAAUAUUUCUGUAGGCAAAGCAGGCAAAGCAUUGGUUAUUGUCAUGGGGAAAGAAGGUGUCCAUGGCGGAGGGCUCAACAAGAAAGCAUAUCAGAUGGCUGAUUACCUGAGGAAGCUCUCCUACUAAAGCAACCUGUAACCAGCUACCUAGCAGUUCACCCUUGCCACCCUGUUGCAUUUCACACUACUUCCAGUCCUAGUUUGUAGUUAAUUUUUCUGCCUUCUCCCCCCCUCAUUUACCCCCUUUCCUCCACACAUUGCUCUGUAUAUUCUUAUAUCUCCUUACAAGCACUCUUCUGUUGAUCCAUAGCAAAGACGAGCAUGUUGCUAAACAGGAUGUCAUGACAAAUCUGUACUUAACAGAGACCAGCAAAAAAAACAAACAGGAUUUUGACAGAACACUUAGACAAAGGAAGUUAUAGCAUCAAAUUGUAGAUUUUUAUUUUUUUUUUUCCUUUUGUGUUUUAUGGUACCUUCCACUAAAUCCUCACAGAUCACACACUCCCUCCUUGAGCAGCCUAUGCCUUUUGGAGCAUUUGAGCUCCAACAGAGCUCGUCAUGUCUUCCUUUAUUUCCUCCAUGUAAAGGGGGGGAGACUGUGCAUAUCUGUUAUCUUCUACCACCUUUACACUAACCUUCUUGCCAAAUUAUUUAGCUUCCCCCAUCAGUUUGGCUCGAAUCGGACGACACUACAUAACUUCUUACCCUUUACUGAACACUACCCACCUCUCCCAGCAGAGUCGCUGUACUGUCCAGGAAUGGUUUUGAUGAAAGGGGGGGUGGUCUUUGCAUGGGUGCUGUUCAUAUUCCAUGCAGAUGGUCCCCUCCCCACACCCACCCACCUGGCAUCACAACCAUCCCAACACAAAAUCCAUGGACAUUCCACAGUAACGGGCUCAGGCACUUAACACUGUUUAGUUUGCCAUUUUCUGUAUUUUAUUUUAUUUUUUUUGCUUUAAUUUUUGAAAGGCUGCCAUUUAUUUGGACAGUAAAUAUCCCAGCAUAUACCAACCUGGAACGUGUCCAGUUUUUUCCUUUUUUUUUUUUUCUUUUUAUAGGACCAAGUGUAGUUGCGGCCUGGGUGUUUAUACAACUGCUUUAACUCAUGUGAAGGAUGACACAUUUUUUUCUGAUGAAGGAAACUAAUCAGGCAGAUGUUUGAAGUUAAAACUGAAGGGGUACAGUGCAGGGUGAACCUGAAGAAAAUCCUCACUACUGUUAAAAACAAACGCAUUUGUACAAACCUAUGCUGUGUUGACAACUACAUAACUGUGGAAUAAAUUGCCUUUAGUCAGCUGAGCUGUGGGGGCAUGACUUGAUCAGUCUAAGCUCAGAACUGCUAACUGUAAUGUCCAACUGAAAAACUAACUUCUAAAGUAGAAAAUGACACUCGAUGGGAGAUGGUAUUGGUUGGAACAAAGAUGCUCAUGGUUGUCUUGUUGAAACUUAAGAACCUGUGUAUCCUGUGCCAUAAUGCAGAGAUCUGAAAGAAGGAUUUUAACCCACUGUUGGCUAAGGAGUCAUUUCAUCGGCACUUUGUAGCGUCAGCUCAACUGUUUAGGCCUUGUGGGAUAUGUGUACUCAUAAACACUGUUCAAGUCCUGUUUGCUGAUCUGUUAAUUUCCUUUCCUCGCCACCUUUUCUUUUGUUUUCUUACAUCUGGGAUACAGUCUUUAAUGCAUCUGAUGUUGUAUGCAUAAACAAAGAAAUGCCAUAAAUUGAGUUAUCACCUUGUUUACAGACAGAUCAAAUAAAUUUAUUCCAACCAGAA
Cyprinodon variegatus (sheepshead minnow) is the source of this 2256-nucleotide messenger RNA. It is a transcript of the gene pfn2, whose product is annotated as profilin 2. Gene Ontology annotation, molecular function: actin binding. Gene Ontology annotation, cellular component: cytoplasm. Lineage: Eukaryota; Metazoa; Chordata; Actinopteri; Cyprinodontiformes; Cyprinodontidae. The transcript has 3 exons. Bases 193 to 612 code for a protein of 139 amino acids. Gene Ontology annotation, biological process: positive regulation of actin filament bundle assembly; regulation of actin filament polymerization; actin cytoskeleton organization. The record is from RefSeq and is a predicted model, not a curated record.